Molecule: messenger RNA, 1525 nt
Organism: Aphis gossypii (cotton aphid)
Lineage: Eukaryota; Metazoa; Arthropoda; Insecta; Hemiptera; Aphididae
Product: beta-1,3-galactosyltransferase 5-like
Exons: 1
Coding region: 296-1420 (374 amino acids)
Cellular component (GO): membrane
Molecular function (GO): hexosyltransferase activity
Source: RefSeq, a predicted model, not a curated record
AAAUAAUGUUUUAUGUCGCAGAAAAACGACGUUCAGUGAAUGCUCACGCGAUUCCAAGGCCGCGAUGUAAACACAUGAUCGCCGACGACUAUUAUUUUAGAAAAUCUCGCGAGACGGCAUCGAGCGGAAGCGACUCGCUCGCAAAAAAGUACUUAAUAUCCGUUAUAUUACAUCGCGUUCACGUGGAAUGGAAACCAAACGAUUAUGAUAUUGUCGUCAACGAGCGUCGUCUGAUCCGAACCGGACCGUCGAUGUCGCGGACCGCGAACACCUGCACCGGUGGAGGCGGUGGACGAUGGCGCCAUCGUCGUGGAAGGUCGAAAUCGCCGUGUUUCUCGCCGUCAACACGUCGUUCCUGGUGCUGUUCGACGCGUUUUCCGCGGACCGAAACACCAGCGGGCGGAGCGCACCGAUGCGUCCCGGACCGUCGCGUCUCGACGACGGCCGGCAACGGCUGAUGAACCUGAACGGUUUCGAGUACGUCGUCGACAGCGGCGCGUGCGACGGACCGCGACGCCUCACGCCCGUCCUGGUGCACAGCCACGUCGAUCACUUCGAACGCCGUCGGGCCAUUCGGCAGUCCUACCGUCGGACCGAGCUCGACCGGCUCGGAUUCCGUCACGUGUUCAUGGUCGGCUUGCCGUCGUCGGGCGACGUCGCCACAGACCGAGUCACGCAGGAGCGGCUGUUCCGGGAAUCGUCCAGGCACGGGGACGUGGUGCAGGGCAACUUCCGGGAAGCGUACAGGAACCUGACGUACAAGCACGCGAUGGGCCUGACGUGGUUCGCGGCACGGUGCCCGCGGUCCGACCACGUGGUCAAGAUGGACGACGACAUAGCGGUGAACUUGUACAAGCUGCACGACGUGCUGGGUCGGGCCGACAACCGCGACCUGGCCGGGUGCGUGAUCGUCGCCAAACCGAUACGGGACGAGAGCAACAAGUGGUACGUGAGCCGAGCGGAAUUCGCGGGCGACUCGUACCCGCCGUUCCUGUCCGGUUGGCUUUACGCGGCCAAGGCGGUGUCCGUCGGACGUCUGCUGAGGGCGAUAGAGGUGCGCGAGAGAUACUUCUGGAUCGACGACCUGUACGUGACGGGCAUACUCGCCGAACGCGCGGGACUCGAGCUCACCGACCUGAGGCCCGACUUCGAGACCGACCCCGGACCGGUACACUGUUGCGUGCUCAAACGACAGCGGUGCGACUUUCUGGCUGCACCCACUGGCGACGAUUGGACGCUGCUCCAGCGAUACGCCGAACAGCUGACCCGUUGUAAGGCCACCAACUCUUCCUGUGAUCUAUUUCGGAAAUCGAAACGCCAUCAUAGCUGUUUGGACUUGUGGAAGAAAAAGAAACCACUAGACGCGGCUGCAGCGGACCGCAUAGGGAAACCGUCCAUAGAAAUAUUGGAUUGGAAUUAAAAGUCUUCGUCAAUAGACUUAAACUACACGUGACAUUUGACUUUAUAAUGAUAAUAAUAAUUUGUUCAUUGCUGUAAUAUAUUAAGUUUGUUUUACUUUAUAGUA